This is a messenger RNA of Endocarpon pusillum Z07020, 1458 nucleotides long. RefSeq lists its product as uncharacterized. Gene Ontology annotation, molecular function: DNA binding. The coding region runs from base 1 to 1458 and encodes 485 amino acids. NCBI's taxonomy places the organism in Eukaryota, Fungi, Ascomycota, Eurotiomycetes, Verrucariales, Verrucariaceae. The transcript is spliced from 3 exons. Gene Ontology annotation, cellular component: nucleus. The record is from RefSeq and is a predicted model, not a curated record.
AUGCCUGAUUCGAAUGAGGAGAUAGAUGAGCGCGUAGCAAAUGCCGUACGAGAUAUUCUUGCAGAGCGUGAGGCAGGGGAGCGUCCUGUUAUUGCAGAAAAGGCGCGCGAAUAUCGAGUGAGCAAAUUUCGCGUUCAACGUCGAUUAAAGGGCAUAGGACCUCGUAUAAGUCGAAAACCGAAGAACUAUAAGCUGUCAGAGAUACAGGAGCAAGCGCUUUUGCAAUAUAUCUUAUCAUUGGAUGAGAUAGGCCAGUCGAUACGCUAUGAUCAUGUUAAUAAGGUCGCAAAUGAGAUGCUCAAGGAGGAUCAUACAGAGAAUUCUACAGCGCCUGUUGUAGGAGAACAUUGGGUCAAACGCUUUCUAAAUCGACAUCCUGAGCUUCAUAAAGCAAAGCAAAAGCCUCUAGAGCUUGAGAGAAAGCUUGCUCAUGAUCCUGAUCUUAUAUCUAACUGGUUUGAGCGUUUUCGAGCGCUUCGAGAGGCGUACGGCGUAUUUGAUGAUGAUAUUUGGAAUUUCGACGAAACAGGCUUUCGAAUAGGAGUAGGGAAGUCGCAAUGGAUAGUAACGUCUUCGCAUGCAAAACGCCAUUACUUGGUUUCGGAUAACAACCGCGAAUACGUAACUGCUAUUGAGGCUGUGAGCGCUACAGGCAUUGUCAUUAAGCCGAUGCUCAUUCUGCCAGGGAAGGUCCAUUUGGAGCGUUUCUAUCGAGAUCUCAAAAGGAUGAAGUGCUUGUGGGAUUGUCAGAUACUGGAUACGCAAAUGACGAGCUUACCCUUGCGUAUAUUCAACAUUUUGAACGCCAAAGUCGACCCACUUGAUGUAGUGCUAUUUCAGCCAUACAAGCACUGGCAUGCUCAAGCUGUCAAUCAAGCGACUCGUACAGGAUGCAGCAAAUUUGAUAAGCUUGAAUUUCUUACAGCUAUCUAUGGAAUUCGUCAAUCAACGUUCAAAAACAGCUCUAUUCGUUCGUCAUUUCGCGAAUGUGGACUUAUUCCAUAUAAUCCACAGCUUGUGCUUGAAAAAGUCAAGGAAUACCAGCCUCCUCCUCCUCCUCGACCUUCUACACCUCCUGAAACCGAAUUUCAGCCUCCUACAACGCCUCUAACGCCUCAAGCACUUAAAAAGCAAGCUAUUCGCUUAGAAAACGCAACUCCGAGUCGCUAUAAAUUAAUAGCACAGAAAUUCAUCAAAGGGGCACAAAUUCAAGUCAAUACUGCUACACAAAUUAAGAAGGAUUUAGCAGCCUCUACAGCAGCUGAAAAAGAGCGAAGAGAACGAAGAAUUCAAUCUCAACGUCAGCUACAAAAAGGAGGAGUUCUAUUGGCUUCGCAGGCUCGAAAUAUGGUCACACAGCGCGUAGAAGAGGGUGGUACACAGCUCCAGAGGGCCCUAUGGCGAGAAGAAGACCUCCGAAAAGAGUUAGAAGAUGAGCGCCACCCGCUCCGCUGCUAA